AUGGAUCGAACUAGUAUGAGCAACCUCGAUAAAGACAUAACUGUGGUCCCAUUGAACGACGAGCGCUAUGAAGAGAUGCCGAGUCCACAUGUGAGACUUCGCACGGGAACUAUCGGCAGCGAAGACUAUAAUGACAAAGGUGCGAACCUUCGCAUCGAUAUGGAUCAGGAUCAAAAAAAGUCAAUCAAAGCACAAAUGUUUUCGUCAGAGUUCCGAUUCAAUGCGGAAUUGUCACUGCGUGUCGCCUGUGGUGUGAUCGUUGCUUCGUUUAUUCAAAUGCGUGACCCAGGUUACGACACUUCCAUUGAACACGACAAGAAGUGGUUCUUCUUUCCGAAAUGGUACUAUCUUGGUGGUCUCAGUUAUUGUGCUGUGGCUGUCAUCUUUUCUGCGGGGAAGAAUAUCGGUGCGACGUUGACCCAGGUCUGUCAGGCCUUUUACGGUGUCGGGAUGGCGCUGUUGUUCAAUCUCGGUCUCUUUUCGUUUGUCGAUGUACACACUUUCAACAACUCGUACGAUGGCUAUUUCUUGAUUGACAAGAAACUAUCUUUUGGAGGGUCUCAGUAUUAUGUCAACUCGCACAACUUUUACGCUGUGCUGCCGUAUAUGGUGAUCUUUACCGUCGCCAUUCUACUGUUGCCGCUCGAGACGAACACCAAGAAGUUUGCGCUGGCCAACAACCUUUACUUCACGCUGACAAUUAUCAACCCCGCGGACCCACUAGACUCCUCCAAGCUCAAGGCUACUGGUGACACGUACUUUGAGACCAGCAAUAUCUUGAACAACCUUGCGAUGUACUUCCUCGUGGGUUUUGUUGGAACGCUCAUUUCGCUGCUCAUCAUGUUUAUUCCGUAUCCCAUUUUUGCUACCGUGAAGCUGCGCGAGGAAACAAGUAAGGCCUCUGGUGAUGUUCUGGAUCUGCUGAAUGUCAUUGUGGACUCGUACUGCUUCAAGAACAAGAACGUGGAUCACAUGAACUUUUUGAAACUCAAACUUCAGCGCAAGUUUAAUGCAGCAGGCGAGCGUCAUCGUCGAAUGAUUGCUUUGCUGGAUGACGUGUGGUGGGAGCAGCUAUUUGGCUUCCAUCUCAUUUUCAAGUUCAAUUGUUCCGUGUCAAAGGGAUACGUGCGGCUUAUUGGAUCCCUGAUUGCCGACUUGCGAUCACUAAACAACGCCAUGCAACUCGAGCAAUACGACAACUUGCACUUUAUGUACAUGAAGGUUCUUCAGCGCGAAAUCUACAUCAUUCAGAUGCGAUCUGGAGAUCUACUUCACGAGAUUUCUGGCGAGAUUCAUGCUUCAUCUCAACAACUUAAUCUCCAGACGAUAGAACAACUGCAAAGUCAAGUGGAAAACACCCUUCGCCGCUACCGAGAAACCCAGAUUCGUUUGCUACAAUCACAGAAGAUCACGAUGAAAGACGUUGAAGGCAACGUUCCGCUAAACCUGUUCCUGUUCUCGCUUAACUCGUUCUGCAGUACUCUGAUCGAGUACCAAGACACCCACAACAAGAAGGACUUUCAUGGUGGUCGUCGUGCUCGGUCUUUUAUCACGCAAUCGAUCAAAAACUUUUUCAUGAUGCACCGAUACACUCGAGCACGAAUUCUGGAAGCUGCGCGAGUAUCGGUUGCUAUUAUCAUGGGUACCUUCUUGGCCGUGUACAUGUACGACUUCAGCUCCACUACGCCAUCCGCUGUAGCUUAUGUGAUGGGCAAUCACAUUGGAGGUUCGUUCAGCGUCACGGUGAAUCGUGUUGGUGGUGUCGUGGCCGGCAGCGUCAUUCCCUCGGUUUUUCAGUUUCUCAUUUCCCAAAUUUGCAGCCCACAAUUCAUGAACGUGUUCCUAUCUGACUUAGUGCUCUUCAUUUGGGUCAUGGUGUCCAUGUACGUGAGUUUUGUCGACGGUUACAGCUCAUACGCUGGUUUGGUGUCGGCAUUCAUUGCCGCGGAAGUUCUACUUCGCCAGUCCGACGUAUGCUAUGCCAACGGUUCGGACAGUUCGUCGACGAUUGCAAUCGGCUCCUACUCAAGUCUUGCCCAGACAUCUGUGGGUCUGAUACUGUUUAUUGUGUUAGAAAUGGCGAUGUGCCCCGAAAGCGCAACAAGUUUGCUGCGCAAGAACAUCCAACAGACACUGAAGCUACAGCAGAAGGCUUUCAGUAUUUUGUUUGGACACCAUCUUUCGAGUUCUGGACAAAUGAGCGAUGUGAUUGUCGAUGAAGUCCGUGAUAUUCUCCAAGUGCAGAUUCCUGCACAACUUGUGGAGCAGCAAGCGCUACUGAAGGAGGCUCAAGCCGAGCCGCAAAUGUGGCGGCCUGCAUUCUCGAAACAGAAGUACGAAGCCGUGUUCGAUUGCACUUGCCGCUUGUUGAACAACAACAACUUGCUUUUUAAACUUGUACGUUGGUACAACUACCGAGUGAAGCAGAACUUGGCGCAGACGAGUGCGGUCGGCAUUCGCGACAUAGGUACUGAGAGCGCACGGGUACUUGACACAAAUGGGACGACCCAUACAAAGUGGCAGGAGGCUAGCAAUCAGUUCUUGGCCUCUGUUGACGACACGUUUAGCACCUUGCAAAUGCUUUUUGGCGAGUCCUUCUUGUACUCGAAUCCAGACCAAACAGCGAUUUUCAUGCAGAUGAAGGAAGCUUUUCGAGUGGCUGACAAGGACUGCAGUGGAGAGAUUGAUGCCGAGGAGGUAGCGGUCAUGCUUGAGACGAUCUUCGCCCAGUCGGGUGCAGUCAAACAAGAGGAUAUUACCAAGUACGUCGCGGACUUUAUGGAAAUUGUCGACAAGGAUUGCAGUGGGAAGGUGUCUUUUGAGGAGUUUAUGGCAGCUCUGGAAGACGGCCUUAAACUUGAAGUGGAAGUUUACCAUCGCCGAAAACCCAAGGCUGCAGCUCUCAAGCAGCCCUUGAACAGCAUUAAUGAAGAUAGUCGCGCUGUAUCUCGCGGAAGUUGCAGCGCCACGUCUUCUGGAGGUACCGGCAUGUCGAAAAUUACGAGCAGUAUACUCGAGUCAAAUACGCCAAAGAAGUUUGGUCGAGUAAUGAGUGCCGCGUCUUCAUCGCAGAACACGCCAAAACAAAUUUCAAGUUUCAUGAAACAUGCGUCAACAAUGAUGACUUCGCCCAUUCGUCGUGAGCACGAUGUGCUAAAUGUGGAGGCCUUUACUGCGAGUGAUAUUGCUGCUCAGAUGAAGUCUGCGUAUGUGGAGUGGCUGAUGGAAGGACAUCGAUUCAAGCGAGUGGCAAUGGAGGAGCUUUUGUUACUAAACUGUCUGGUUAGCGGUGCCGAAGGCAUUGCUAGGAACCUGACGCUCCUGGAAGAAAUUGUCAUCUCUUCGUAG
Messenger RNA from Peronospora farinosa, 3348 nucleotides. NCBI's taxonomy places the organism in Eukaryota, Oomycota, Peronosporomycetes, Peronosporales, Peronosporaceae. The record is from the annotation of a GenBank genome assembly.